CCCCCAGCAACAACAAGGCCCAAGUACCCUGCCCACCUCAUGUUGCAGUCCGAGUACUUUAGUUACAUCAUCAGCUCGCUGCCCGCCCAAUCCUCCAUCAACCAGCUGCACCGCACUCUCCCGUCGUCGCUUUCGACUCUCGCUCGACCUUGGACUGUGUUUCUUACACACAUUCAUCCCCUUCAUCCACGCUUCACACCCACUAGUCCUCGACCCGGAUAUUUCUCUCCUGCCACCGGCUGCACUCGCGCGCACCCUCUCGCUCCUCUGGCGCGCAUAUUGACCGAGUCCUCAUCCUGCGCCUACCAGCCUCGACUUGCAUCCGCACGUAUCCAUCCGGCUUUGACUCACGGCUUGGCUUCAGCCUACUUCUGCCUCGCAUCUCUCUCUUUCACUCUCGUAUGACGAUGCUGUGGCGGCGGCCCGCACCCAAAGUACCUUGAGUUAUUAGUAGCCGUUAAACCCUCAACUCAACCUUGCCCGCGCUCGCAGUCUUACGCUAGCAACCUGAACUCUUCUCGAGCCUUUCAACAUCAACCGAACUGGACGAUAACUUGCGCUCCAAAUCGUCCAUAAUCCUAACGCCAGCUCGUUCCAGCCACUGCCUGCGAAGCCAAAGCCCUUUGCUUGUCAGCAGCACACGCCACCAAAACCGUUAUAUUUCUCCAUCCCGUCCAAUCUCCACACUUUUGUCCCGGGACAUUCCUACCCACAAAAACGCACCGUUGAUGUAGACUUCGGCCCCGAAUGGCGACGGCGACCGCAGAGGCCGACUCCAAAGAGUCCUCUGCUCAUUCUCAUCCUCAACCUCAGCCGCAACCUCAACCGCAGGCCCAGACACAGGCUCAGAACCCCGAUCCAAAGCCAUCCUCCCCUUAUGGUUAUCUGUUCGGCCCAGACAAGGCUCCAACCCCGAUUCUCGAUGCUCUCCUUCGCGCUAUCGCCCAACACAUUAUUCGCGAUAUUGGCGAUAGACAUGUUCAAGCCUUGACCCCUCAAAAGCUGGCAGCCUUCUAUAAGGCCGUUGGUGGUAAUUAUGACUCCCUAUUUGUCGAUAUGCCAUUUCCCGCCAUAUCCUACAUUUGGCAGGUAACCGGCUGCCAGCACUCCAUGCAGCCCUCCGACAACGACUUCGACGCUCCUUCCGUCCCAGCCUUGACCCUUCGUGGCUUCGUUCGAUGGGAGUCGAUCGAGAUACUGCUGAGCCCCGAGGAACACGUACCUUUCAUCCAGCAGGCCGUCAAAAGCUGGAACCUGAAGCAUCCCGAGACGGGCGAACCUUUCCCCCCAGAUCUACCCGCAGAUGCUCUGCCCAGCGAGCCAGACGCCGGAAUCGAGAAAUGGCACAAGAAAUGCGCUGAAAAACUGAGGAAGGCAGCAGUGCCAGACGAGGAGCCGGCAUCACCAAAGACUGCCCCUGCUCGCCCAGCAGAAAGAGACGAGCCGAGAGUGAAGGCGGCAUACGUGCACGUCCGAAAUCCCUAUCCGCCCAAGGGAUCACCGAAGCCCUCACCUCCGCCUCGUGGUCCUCAGGCAGACUACUUCGUUCCGCCAGGCCGACCACCAGUUGCUUACAGCCAUGUUCCUGGGGGUCACGCCGCGAAUCGGUACCCCCCAUCUCGCCUCAACAUUCCCCAGAGGACCCCAGACCAAGAUCGAUUCCGAGGACAGAACUCUCCUGACGACCGUCGACGCCGUAGCUUUUCUGACUACCCGUCUCCUCCACAGGAUCCGCACGCCAACCCUGAGCACUUGCACCCCAAUCGACCGCCCAUGCAACCCCGCCGACACAGCCAACCUCGACACUAUUCUUCGUCCUCAACGUCUGAUUCCGAGGACGCGGCGAGUCCGCGAUCUAAACGUCGCCCUCAUACACAUCAUUCAAAUGAGCCGCCACCACCCGGUUUCCGUCGUAUGGGCGCUCCCUCGGUACCUCAGCCGCCACCUGUCACUCGUGUACAUCGUGCGGAGUUAAGACCAGAGGAUGCAAGGCGUCGUAGUAUACCAGUCGUAGAUGGCAUCAGGGAAAAAAUCAGCGAGAAAGUGGCCUCCAUUCUUCCCACUGGACGGUCACCAGAAAGACAUCGAAGCACCUCGGGUCGUCGAAGCGAUCCACCAUCCCGCCGAAGCCGAGAGCACUUGCCUUCUUCUAGGCUCAACCGCAGUUGGCCUGAUAUUGCAUCAGAGGAGUCGGAAGCUUCGGACUCGGAAGAAGAGCGCCGCCGCCGAUUCAAAGCCCGAGAACGUAGGGAAUUGGAAGAAAGAGAGCAACGGGAAAGGGAGAGAGCUAGAGAGAGAGAUCGCGGUCGAGAGCGGGACCGUAGACGCGAAAGAGAAAGAGAGAGGGACCGUGACAGAGACCAAGAGCGCGAGCGCGACCGUGACCGCGUCGUGAACUGGGAGAGACAAGAAGAAAUGGAGGCUCGCAAGCGAAGGGAACGGCCGGUCGUGCGGCCUGAAGCGACACGCCGAACGAGUAGUCAUGCGGAUGUGGACCGCAUGCGAGGAAGGCCUGAGCCUCCAUGGGAUCCUCGAGAUCCCCGCGAUCGGGAACUGAGAGACGAUAGAGAUAGAAAGCGGUGGAGAGAGCGCGGAGGAAGCCCGGUCAUCUCUGGCGUUGGGGGGCGACAAUACCCAGCUCCGCCGAUUCGGAACUAAUCCCAUCAUGUGGCGCACUGGGUUUAGCGGGUUAUUUUGAGCGAUUUGGAGGGUUUUGAAUUUCGGAUGGGUAAUUCAGCUGGGGCAUAACGGCAUUUCCACUUCCACGUAUGUACGUACACCUGGCUCCUCUAUCGAAAGAGUGCACACAGGGCAAUGAGACAUGAUAUCACUACAUCGGCUCGCGAUUUGUAACAUCUUUCUGGUUGAUCAAC
Messenger RNA from Colletotrichum scovillei, 2873 nucleotides. RefSeq lists its product as uncharacterized. The coding region runs from base 748 to 2658 and encodes 636 amino acids. The transcript is spliced from 3 exons. The record is from RefSeq and is a predicted model, not a curated record. NCBI's taxonomy places the organism in Eukaryota, Fungi, Ascomycota, Sordariomycetes, Glomerellales, Glomerellaceae.